AUGGUUGCCUUCACUGUUGACCAAAUGCGUGGUCUUAUGGACCACGUUACCAAUGUGCGUAACAUGUCCGUCAUUGCCCACGUCGAUCACGGUAAGUCUACUUUGACUGAUUCUUUGGUCCAGAAAGCCGGUAUUAUCUCCGCCGCUAAAGCUGGUGAGGCCCGUUUCAUGGACACCAGAAAGGAUGAGCAAGAAAGAGGUAUCACCAUCAAGUCCACUGCCAUCUCUCUGUUCACUGAAAUGAGUGACGAGGAUGUCAAGGACAUCAAGCAGAAGUCCGAGGGUAAUUCCUUCUUGAUCAACUUGAUCGACUCGCCAGGUCACGUCGACUUCUCCUCCGAAGUCACCGCCGCUCUGAGAGUCACUGACGGUGCUCUAGUUGUCGUCGACACCGUCGAAGGUGUCUGUGUGCAAACUGAAACCGUGUUGAGACAAGCUCUUGGUGAAAGAAUCAAGCCAGUCGUUUGUGUCAACAAAGUCGACAGAGCUCUUUUGGAAUUGCAAGUCUCCAAGGAGGACUUGUACCAAACUUUCUCCAGAACCGUCGAAUCCAUUAACGUCAUCAUCUCCACUUACGCUGACGAAGUCUUGGGUGACGUUCAAGUCUACCCAUCUCAAGGUACCGUUGCCUUCGGUUCCGGUUUGCACGGGUGGGCCUUCACCAUCCGUCAAUUUGCCAACAGAUACGCCAAGAAAUUCGGUGUUGACAAGAGCAAGAUGAUGGAAAGAUUGUGGGGGGACUCCUUCUUCAACCCAAAGACCAAGAAGUGGACCAACAAGGAAACCGACACUGACGGUAAGCCUUUGGAGAGAGCCUUCAACAUGUUCGUCUUGGACCCUAUCUUCAGACUGUUCGCUGCUAUCAUGAACUUCAAGAAGGACGAAAUCCCAGUCUUGCUAGAAAAGUUGGAGAUCAACUUGAAGGCCGACGAAAAGGACUUGGAAGGUAAGGCCUUGUUGAAGGUCGUCAUGAGAAAGUUCUUGCCAGCUGCCGACGCUCUAUUGGAAAUGAUCGUCAUGCACUUGCCAUCUCCAGUCACCGCCCAAGCCUACAGAGCUGAGCAAUUGUACGAGGGUCCAGCCGACGAUGCCAACUGUAUCGCCAUCAAGAAGUGUGACCCAACCGCCGACUUGAUGUUGUAUGUCUCCAAGAUGGUGCCAACCUCCGAUAAGGGUAGAUUCUACGCCUUCGGUAGAGUUUUCGCCGGUACCGUCAAGUCCGGUCAAAAAGUCAGAAUCCAAGGUCCAAACUACGUCCCAGGUAGAAAGGAGGACUUGUUCGUCAAGGCCGUCCAAAGAGUCGUCAUGAUGAUGGGUUCCAAGACUGAACCAAUCGACGACUGUCCAGCCGGUAACAUUAUCGGUUUGGUCGGUAUCGAUCAAUUCUUGUUGAAGACUGGUACUUUGACCACUUCCGAGACUGCUCACAACAUGAAGGUCAUGAAGUUCUCCGUCUCCCCAGUUGUCCAAGUCGCUGUUGAGGUCAAGAACGCCAACGACUUGCCAAAGUUGGUCGAAGGUUUGAAGAGAUUGUCCAAGUCUGACCCUUGUGUCUUGACUUACAUGUCUGAAUCUGGUGAACACAUUGUCGCUGGUACCGGUGAAUUGCAUUUGGAAAUUUGUCUGUCCGAUUUGGAAAACGACCACGCUGGUGUUCCUCUAAGAAUCUCCCCUCCAGUCGUCGCCUACAGAGAAACCGUCGAGGCCGAAUCCUCCCAGACCGCCCUAUCGAAGUCUCCAAACAAGCAUAACAGAAUCUACUUGAAGGCCGAGCCAAUGGAAGAGGAAGUCUCCCUAGCCAUUGAAAACGGUAAGAUCAACCCAAGAGACGAUUUCAAGGCCAGAGCUAGAGUCAUGGCCGAUGACUACAACUGGGAUGUCACCGACGCCAGAAAGAUCUGGUGUUUCGGUCCAGACGGUAACGGUCCAAACCUGGUCGUCGACCAGACCAAGGCUGUCCAAUACUUGCACGAAAUCAAGGACUCCGUCGUUGCCGCCUUCCAAUGGGCUACCAAGGAAGGUCCAAUCUUUGGUGAACAAAUGAGAUCCGUCAGAGUCAACAUCUUGGAUGUCACCCUACACGCCGAUGCCAUCCACAGAGGUGGUGGUCAAAUCAUCCCAACCAUGAGAAGAGCCACUUACGCCGGUUUCUUGUUGGCUGAACCAAGAAUCCAAGAACCCGUCUUCUUGGUCGAAAUUCAAUGCCCAGAACAAGCCGUCGGUGGUAUUUACUCCGUUUUGAACAAGAAGAGAGGUCAAGUCGUCUCCGAAGAACAGAGACCAGGUACCCCAUUGUUCACUGUCAAGGCCUACUUGCCAGUCAACGAAUCCUUCGGUUUUACCGGUGAAUUGAGACAAGCCACUGGUGGUCAAGCUUUCCCACAGAUGGUGUUCGACCACUGGGCCACUAUUUCUUCUGACCCAUUGGACCCAACCACCAAGGCUGGUGAGAUUGUCCUAGCUGCCCGUAAGAGACACGGUAUGAAGGAGGAAGUCCCAGGCUGGCAAGAAUACUACGACAAGUUGUAA
Huiozyma naganishii CBS 8797 is the source of this 2529-nucleotide messenger RNA. RefSeq names its product elongation factor 2 (gene EFT2). The transcript has a single exon. Gene Ontology annotation, biological process: translational elongation. The record is from RefSeq and is a predicted model, not a curated record. Gene Ontology annotation, cellular component: ribonucleoprotein complex; cytosol. Bases 1 to 2529 code for a protein of 842 amino acids. Lineage: Eukaryota; Fungi; Ascomycota; Saccharomycetes; Saccharomycetales; Saccharomycetaceae. Gene Ontology annotation, molecular function: ribosome binding; translation elongation factor activity; GTP binding.